GUUUUUUUUUUUUUUCUUUUCUCAACGUCGUUUCGACCGUCAACAAAAAUCUGUUCGAUUUUUCCUCGCGCCGUCUCGCGUGCCGCCCGUGUCCGGAUAACUACGCUGCGUGACACUCCGCCGCGAAGACACGAUAUACGAUAAGAUAUUAUUAUAUAAGAAUCAUGUGACAAAAAAAUUCACUGUCUCACGCUGCCUUGUUUACUCACACCUGUCAAAUGAUUAAGUGAUCGGCCGCGGGCGGAGAGCAUCGUGAAGCGCGGACCGGCCAUGUCGUCGGAGACGGCGCCCAACUGCGGUUACGGCAGCAGCGAGGAGACCGCCGCGCUGCUGGUCAAGAGUCCGCCGCCGGUCGUCCGGUCUUCGUCCGUGGCGGCCGCCGGCCCGUCUUCGUCGGCCGCCGCCACCGGGGCCGGCACCUCCACGCCGUCCACCGGCAAACCGGUGCUCACCCGGCAGGACUGCACCACUUCGCUGAUCCCGCACCACUACCGGGACCUGCGGAACGCCACGCCGACGCUGGGCAGCAGCGACGACAGCGGGCCGCCCGCGGACGGCGGCGCGGCCGCUAGGUCGGUGCCGGACAUCGAGCUGCACUGCCGGUACCUGGCGGUGUCCCGGUGCCAGUGCCUGCGGCGCAAGAGCCACUGCAUUUCGCGGUCCGUGUCCCGGGAGAGCGUCCGCGGCGGUUGCGGUUCGGUGGGCGUCGGCGGCGGCGUCGGCGGCGUCGGCGUCGGCGCCGCCGGUUGCUCGGCCACCGGUUACGGGUACGGUUACGGCGCCGGCGGUUGCGGCUCGAUCGGCGGCGUAGGCGGCGGCGGCGGCGGCGUCGGAUCCGCUUACGGACUGUCACCGCCGCCGCCCGUCCUGCUCACCACGUCGCCCAGCUCGCGGAUCAUCAGACAGAGCUCGCAGCCCGAGGCCACCGGCAGCGCGUCCAUGUGCUCGGGCCACUGUUGCCACAACAUCCACCACCAGCCCAGCUCGUCGCUGCGACAGCUCCGCGACCCGGCCGACAACAUUGCCAUGAUCGCGGCCGACUCGCUGCGGAUAAACGGCGCGAUCAGACAAUUUCGACAGGCGGGAAUCCUGCUCUCAGCUCAGACGUUGGCGGCUCAGGGGACUCAGGCGCGUCGGGCACGACUCAGACGUGCAUUGACAGAAGCUGCGAAUUCAGACACAGUUCCAAUCAUCAAAACGCUGCGAAAGCAUACGUCAUCGACAUUGUCGAUCACUAGUGGGAUGAAGGUUAGCGGUUCUGGUGGCCGAGGCGAUAGCGGCGUAGUGGGCGAGGAAGCCGGCAUAGCAUUGGUUAGCAUACAUUCCGACUAUCCCCGCUACACCGAAGAACGUACCGGGUUGGUGUGCAAGGGUACCAGCUUAGUAGGUUCCAGUGGUAAUAUAACUGGCAGUAAACACAAGCCAAACGUCGGAUACAGACUGGGUAGGCGUAAAGCACUUUUCGAAAAACGAAAACGAAUCAGUGAUUACGCUCUAGUGAUGGGAAUGUUUGGGAUUAUAAUCAUGGUCAUCGAGAAUGAGUUAGCCAGUGCAGGAGUGUACUCGAAAACGUCAUUCUAUUCUACUUCACUGAAAACGCUCAUAUCCGUAUCCACUAUCAUUCUGCUGGGAUUGAUCAUGGCCUACCACGCACUCGAAGUACAGUUGUUCAUGAUUGACAAUUGCGCGGACGACUGGCGGAUCGCGAUGACAUGGCAGCGGAUAGCCACCAUCACGAUGGAGCUGGUGAUCUGCGCGAUCCACCCGAUUCCCGGUGAAUAUUACUUCGAGUGGAAAACCAAGCUGGCCAACAAGCACGGUAAACUGGAGACCCGGUGGGUGCCAUACGACGUGCCGCUGUCGCUGCCGAUGUUCUUCCGGCUGUACCUCAUCUGCCGGGUCAUGUUGCUGCAUAGCAAACUGUUCACGGACGCUUCUUCCCGCAGCAUAGGCGCCUUGAACCGGAUCAACUUCAACACGAGGUUCGUGCUGAAGACGCUCAUGACCAUAUGCCCGGGCACGGUGUUGCUCGUGUUCAUGGUGUCCCUGUGGAUAAUCGCCAGCUGGACGCUCAGACAGUGCGAGAGGUUUCAUGAUGAAGAUCACGCUAACCUGCUGAACUCCAUGUGGUUCAUAGCGAUCACGUUCCUGAGCGUGGGCUUCGGAGACAUAGUGCCAAACACUUACUGCGGUCGUGGCAUUGCGGUCACCACUGGCAUAAUGGGUGCCGGGUGCACAGCACUUCUAGUGGCUGUUGUGUCACGAAAGAUGGAACUGUCUAGAGCAGAGAAACAUGUCCAUAACUUCAUGAUGGACACUCAACUUACAAAACGACUGAAAAACGCUGCGGCCAACGUUCUCAGAGAGACUUGGCUGAUCUAUAAACACACUAGACUGGUGAAAAGGGUGAAUGCAGGCAGGGUUCGAACACACCAACGAAAAUUCUUGUUGGCCAUAUACGCGUUGAGAAAAGUAAAAAUGGACCAAAGAAAAUUAAUGGACAACGCAAAUACAAUAACAGACAUGGCCAAAACUCAGAACACUGUUUAUGAAAUCGUAUCAGACAUGAGUAACCGAUACGAUGCGUUUGAAGAACGUUUGGUGAAUCUUGAAGAUAAACUAGUAGCCUUACAAGAACAGCUGGAGCUGUUACCGGAGAUCCUGACCCGGUGCAUAGCGCAGAACCAACAGAACCAGCCGAACACCGCCAACCCGUCGUCGACGACAGAGUCCAGGCGCAACUUCCUGCACCCGGAAUCGGCGGCCGCGGUGGCCACCGGUGGCCUGAUGCAGCCGUCCGUCUCGUCACCAGCGGGUAGCAUGACCGGCGUCGGCGGCAACCCGCUGAUGUUCCCAUCGUCCUCGGGCGCCCCGGGCAGCGGCAUGAUGUUGGCCAUGGGCAACGGGUCGACGGUCAUGUCGCACUCGCGCAGCGUGCCGCCGACCGGUGCCGGCGGCGCGUCCCAUUACCACUGGCCCACCAGUCCCAUAUUGCCGCCCAUCAGCAGCCGGACGCCGCAUUUAGUGCCCGAGCCCAUCCAGCCAUCCAGCUGAGCCCACGCCCGACCGCCGCCCAUCGGAACAAACAUGUGUCAGCGUUCGUUUUGAAAUCAGCCGAACGACUGGAAAACGAUUCGAAAUCGUCUACGUACAACUUAUCUACGUUAAUAUAAUAAUAUUAUAAAUAUAAUAUAUUAUUAUUGUUAAAAUACUUAAGUAGAACUAAUUAAUGUUAAACACGAAAAAAAAAUACUUUGUUAUUUCUACUAGAAAUUAGUAAGAAUUGCUCAGAAUAUACAAGUGGAUUUUAAAAUUUCGCAUAGGUCACGUUCAACGAGAUAUGUAGAAUUGUAUACGCCAAAAUGGCUUUUAUUUUGAUUUUGAUUUUUUUUUAAUAUUGUUAAAAUUUAUAAAUUUAUAAAAUUAAAUAUUAAAAUGUAAUUAUAUUAUUAAAUGUCUUUAUAGGUAGGUAUUUUAUCGCUUUAGGAUGAUUGCGCGUAACGUACAUUAUUAUAUUUUUCUACGAAAAUCGAUUCUAAAUAACCAUUAAAAAUCUUUAUAACAAUAUUAAAUAAUAUUAAUAUUAAUAUAAAUUAAUAAUUAAAUAAUCACUCAUAAAAUAUAUAAUAAUAUAUUCGGUAGAGCUUCUUAAUUAUUUAAGAAUUACAAUUUGAAAUAAAAUAUAAUUUGACUAUACCUACAUAAUAAUAUAUAUGGUGUCCAAGCGAUAACUCUUGAAUGAACAAAUACAUUGCAAACAUUUUAUACACAUUAAAACAAAUAUAAAGUUUAAGGGACGUGCACCAAAUCCCAUAAUUUAUGUAAAUUUUAUUUUUAAAUAAUAUUGUUCUAGAUUAUAAGUUUCAAAAAAAAUUAAAAUUAUAGUUUAUCUUUUUUUUCGUUACCCAUUUGUUUAUUUAUUUUUUAUUCGUUUAAUAGCGUUCCGUUAUGAUUAGUUAAGUGAAAAAAAUUAGCUCACAGAAAUUGCAUAGUAUAUACCUAUUCGUAUAUACAUCACGUUGUUUAAUUAAAUACUUACAUUGACUAUAAUUUAAUGAAGUUCAAAUGAAUUUGAAUCACUGUAUUUAAAGUUUCAACAAAAUACAUAUCAUAGUGUUUAAUAGGUUUGAGCAUAGAUGGUAUUAUUUUCUAAUAAAUCUCAACGACUCGCUGGCAAUCCGAUAAGUGAUUUUACAAUAUUUGCAAGUUUUUAUAAGGGUUCACGAAAACAAAAGGGGACAUUUUGAAUCAGGACCAAAUCCGUAAUUAUAACUUAAAUAUUAUAUAUAUAUAUUGCUAUUAAAUUAUUAUAGUUUAUUAUUAUUAAAAUAAUUUUAAAUAUAUUCAAUGAACGUUAAGUGUUAAAUUUUGAGUAACAUACUUACGUUAGGAACUAUAAGCUUUAUGAUAUUUCACGUUUUCUUGAAAAAAUAAAAUUAAAUAAAUAAUAAAAUAUUGAAAUCAAAUAUUUAUAUUAUAUAGCUAUGUUAUGCUUAUGACAUUAUGUUAUAUAUCUGUAUAAUAUAAUAAUUGUACUUAAAUUUAUACCCCUGUUAUUAUUUACAAUUUUCAUUAAAUUUUUUUAAAACUUAUUUAGAAGUGCCUUGAGUUAUCUUUAACUUUUACAUUUCAAUUUUUUAUUAUAAAAACAAGUAUUAUUAUUAUUUGUAAUGCAUUUAAAUUUCAUUUAUUUGUUUUGUAAAAAGUAUAUUUUAAAACCCAUGAAAGUUAAAUGUGCCUUAAUGUGAUUAGGCCAAAUUAAGUUAAUGAAAUUUUUUUCUAAAUAAUAUACGUAGAAGGCAUUAUUAUUGAUUUAGUAUUUUUUUUUUAAUUUGAAAAGAGUCGGAAACUGCAAUGUUUCGCAUCCACUUAUCAUUUUUCAUAUUUGUCAACUUACUUAAAUAGCUAUAUAAAUACCGUUGACGAACUACUCGAUGUUCGCACUCCCGCAGUACAGAAGUAGAUUCUGAUUGAAAUAAAAAAACAAAAUGUAUUAAAUAAAUUGUGACAAAGUGUUGAUUGAAAAAUCAACUAAAACUUGAAUUUUUAGUCACCACUAAAAUAAACUCAGUCCAAGAUCAUAAAGAAUAUAAAUAUUAAAAAAAAAACUUAUUAUACUUUUUUCCAUAAACUGUACGGAAAGUAAUAUCGCUGCCAACUACCUUACAAGAUAAAUAUUAUGUAACAAUUUAGUAAUAUUUAUUUUCAAGUGAGUAAUCCAAUAGUACGUAUAUAUUAUAUUAAUACUCACCUAUUAUGAUAUUUUAUUUAUA
Messenger RNA from Rhopalosiphum maidis (corn leaf aphid), 5273 nucleotides. RefSeq names its product small conductance calcium-activated potassium channel protein (gene SK). The record is from RefSeq and is a predicted model, not a curated record. The transcript has 15 exons. Gene Ontology annotation, molecular function: calmodulin binding; small conductance calcium-activated potassium channel activity. The coding region runs from base 271 to 3054 and encodes 927 amino acids. Gene Ontology annotation, cellular component: neuron projection; plasma membrane; neuronal cell body. Lineage: Eukaryota; Metazoa; Arthropoda; Insecta; Hemiptera; Aphididae. Gene Ontology annotation, biological process: potassium ion transmembrane transport.